Molecule: messenger RNA, 1269 nt
Organism: Oryza brachyantha (malo sina)
Lineage: Eukaryota; Viridiplantae; Streptophyta; Magnoliopsida; Poales; Poaceae
Product: mannose-P-dolichol utilization defect 1 protein homolog 2
Exons: 8
Coding region: 131-844 (237 amino acids)
Source: RefSeq, a predicted model, not a curated record
UCCUCCACCUGCACGCCAUCGCCGCGCCGCGACCGACCGAGGGAGGGGAGGAGGAGCAGCCGCGCGGCGACGCGGGAGCGGUAGCACAGCCGGAGCUGACUGAGACGGUCGGGAAGGGCAGGCGUGGGGGAUGGAGCUGGAGAUCCUGGGGAUGAACUUCGGGUGCGUCCUCGCGGCGCUCGCGGACGCCAAGAUCCCGGAGAAGGGCUGCCUGCUGCCGCUCGCCUCCAAGCUGCUCGGCUACUGCAUCGUCGCCGCCUCCACCACCGUCAAGCUCCCGCAGAUAUUAAAGAUUUUGAAGCACGGAAGUGUAAGAGGACUUAGUGUAGCAUCCUCUGAGCUUGAGGUUGUUGGCUACACAAUUGCUCUAGCAUAUUGUAUUCAUAAAGGACUGCCGUUCUCUGCUUAUGGGGAACUAGCUUUUCUGUUAAUCCAAGCAAUUAUUUUGGUUGGAAUCAUUUAUUAUUACUCCCCACCAAUGGGAACCAAAACAUGGAUGAAAGCAUUACUAUAUUGUGGACUAGCUCCAACAGUGUUGGGUGGGAAAAUUGAUCCUGCUCUUUUUGAAGUUCUUUAUGCUUCACAGCAUGCUAUCUUCUUCUUUGCUAGGCUUCCACAGAUAUGGAAGAAUUUUACGAAUAAGGGCACUGGCGAGCUGAGUUUUCUUACCUGUUUCAUGAACUUCGCUGGUUCCAUAGUAAGAGUGUUCACCAGCAUCCAGGAGAAGACUCCCUUAAGUGUGAUACUGGGCUCUGCAAUCGGCAUUGUGAUGAAUGGUACACUCUUGGGUCAGAUUGUGAUGUACCAAAAGCCUGCUCCAAAGAAAGAGAAGAAGAGAGAUUGAGAUUGAGCACAACACAAGAAACAACAGAACGUUCUUUCUGGUGUCCAUCUUCAGCCAAGCCAAAAGCACCAGUGUAUGAAUUUCUUGAAGACUCAUGUGAUGAUGAAAACGAUGGGCAUCAUAUACACCUUGGAUAUGGGCAUCUUGCAUUCUUAGUAUUAGCAUUUAGCAGUGUCAUGACUUAUGACUGAUGUUUGAUCAUCAUUAGGUUGCUGCACGGUGAAGGUAUUGAACUAUUGAUGAUGGAAAAACUGGUCACUUAACUCUCAUGUUGGUCAAUGUUGGAAACUCGCUUUUUUUUUAUCAUCUGUUUAGUUAUUUAUGAAUGCAAAAUCCAGAAAGUUAUGAAUCGCUACAUCGAAUUCUCUUUUUUUGUGUCAAAGAUGUGUCCUCAGUUUGUGACUGGCUCUCUCUACCUCCAUCCC